Molecule: messenger RNA, 1016 nt
Organism: Botrytis cinerea B05.10
Lineage: Eukaryota; Fungi; Ascomycota; Leotiomycetes; Helotiales; Sclerotiniaceae
Exons: 1
Coding region: 95-787 (230 amino acids)
Source: RefSeq, a predicted model, not a curated record
GGCGAGACUGGAUCACUAAAAGCUGGGUUCAUUCCAUCACCGAGGCAAUAAAGUGAUCUCAACUCAUUUCAAACAUCCAACAUCGAUUAAUGAAAUGGCACCUAUCAACCCAGCCGCCGAUUUCUACGACAACCUGGGAAUCAGAUACGAGAAGAGUUUCGGACAUGAUGAAGGUCUCAUCGCGUUCAUUACCGAGAGUUUGAGUCUUCUUCCCGCGACCCCUAAUACGACGGUCCUUGAUAUCGGAAGUGGAACUGGCAUUCCAACAUCUAGCCUCGUUGUGAACAGUGGUCGCAAAUUAUAUGGCAUUGACUUUUCUCCUGUCAUGAUCGAAUUGAGCAGGCGACAAGUCCCUGGAGGAACUUUCAAGCUGACUAACAUGCUGGAAUUUUCCCCUGAAUCUCCGUCUCAAUUUCAAGGAGCCUUUGCAAUAUUCUCCCUGUUUCACUUCUCGCGCGAGGAAAUGGAUGUAGCAGCUGAAAGGAUGUCGGGAUGGAUUGCUCCCGGAGGCUACAUCUUUAUCGGGACCAUGGUAGCUGAAGACUUUCCAACAGAGCCACAUAUGUUUGACGAGGAUGGAGAGUGCGCACGAGGCAUCGAGCAUACAUUCAUGGGAAAGCGGAUUGGAAAUCUUCUUUACACCAGAAAGGGUUGGGAGAAUUUGUUGCGAACGGUUGGGUUCGAGGUGGUCAAGACAGAAAUGGUGCCUUUUCAGGCGCCACCGGAUGCAGAAUGUGAUAUUGAGCCGCAUUAUUACAUUACCGCACGCAAGAACUCUGAUGGAUAAGCGCUCACAGCGGGUGUAACUUCAAGGUCCAAGAAGAUUCCGGACAAGUUGGGCGUACCUCCCCGAUGGAACGUAGAUCGACAGGAGUGUACGCCACGUAUUUUGAGAUUAGCAAGAUUAGCAUUGAUCCAUGUCACAAUUAACUUAGUACUUCGGCAUCACCUAUUCGAACAGGGUCAAUUUAUCCGGAGAUAAAUAAAAGAAAACAAAUUAGAUCUGGAUUUGCCCA